Molecule: messenger RNA, 3889 nt
Organism: Nothobranchius furzeri (turquoise killifish)
Lineage: Eukaryota; Metazoa; Chordata; Actinopteri; Cyprinodontiformes; Nothobranchiidae
Source: RefSeq, a predicted model, not a curated record
UUAUGUAGAGCGUUUCCCUAGACGCCAUGUUGCUGAAUGAAAUUAGCUUCAAAACAAUUGAGAAACGGCUAGCAAUAUCAUUUGUUUUUAUUUAAUGGAAUAAUGCGUGUUUAGAGUUGUGGCUUCUUGUAGAUAUGACUUAAAAUUAAUUAAACUAGAGCUGAAAUCCCAUACCUUAUAAUCCUUCUUUGACGUAGCUCCAGUGUCACGCAAUGCACCAUGGGAGUGGAUCACAGAAUAUGCAACGACAGCUCCAAAAAGCUAAGUCUGUCAGUGGGUCAGAAGCAGAGGAACAUCAGCCAGCAAUGGCUGCCACACAGCAGCAAGCAACAGUUACCCAUCCUCAAUCUCCUGUAACCACUUUUUCCUCUGCUGCCAGCCCUUCAGCCCCCCAGUCACCCAAUUAUCAGAUAAUCAUGAGUCGAAGCCCGGUCACGGGCCAAAAUGUGAACAUCACUUUACAAAAUGUGGGACAGAUGGUGACUGCUAAUCAGCAGAUCACUCUAACUCCACUUCCUAUUCAGAACCCUGCAUCCCCUGGCUUCCAACACACUACACCUCAGUGGCGGUUUGAGCAUGCUUCACCUUCCUACAUUCAGGUCACCUCACCUGUCCCCCAGCCUAUUCAACCCCAGAGUCCCACCCAGCAAAGCCCAGUCUCUCUGCAAAGUGUUGCAAGGCCAGGGGCUCCUCCAACAGCAUUGGGAGUGUGUGGACAAAGCCCGACACGAUUUGUUGAAGCUGGAAUGUUAGUACGACAAAUCAGUUUAAGCGGCCAGUCCGGAGGAGGCCACUUUGUUUAUCAGGAGGGAACUGGAAUAACUCAGAUUGCACCAGCAACUCCUGGCCAGGUACAAUUAACUUCUCCAGGAACAGCAGGAUGUGUGAGGGAACGUAGGCUCUCACAGCCUCAUUCUCAAACUGGAGGUACCAUUCACCACCUUGGACCUCAAAGUCCAGCUGCCACCAGUACGAAUCUUUCUACGUUGGGCAGUCCUGGUCACAUCACCACUUCCAAUCUACCUCCACAGAUCAGCAGUAUCAUUCAAGGACAGUUGGCACGCCCUAUGAUAUUUGAGAAACCUGCACAAGGUGUGGUUACAGGAGUAGGACCCACAGCUACAGCAACAUUCACCAUACCCUCCUCCAUUCCACCUUCUAGCCCGUCAAUUACUAGUCCGCCUCAAGGGAUCCCCAACAAUCCUCUUGCUCCUGCCAGCAUGAAUGCAGUCACCAUGAAGAAGCAAGCUGCCAAGAAGUUGGAGGAAAUAGCUCCUUCUACUCCAGAAAUCGCACAGCUGAGAAAGCAGUGCUUAGAACACCAUACCAAGAAGAUGGAAAGCCUUAAGGAAGUGUUCAAAGAAUACCUGAUUGAACUUUUCUUUCUUCAACACCUUCAAGGGAACAUGAUGGACUAUUUGGCAUUCAAGAAAAAGCAUUGUGUUCCCUUGUAUACUUACUUACGACAAAAUGACUUGGACCUUGAAGAUGACGAUGAUGAGGAAGAGCAGUCGGAGGUCAUUAAUGACGAGGUAAAGGUUGUCACGGGAAAGGAUGGCCAAGCAGUCACACCAGUUGCCAUAGCAACACAGCUUCCUCCCAAUGUUUCUGCAGCCUUCUCUGCUCCGCAGCAGUUUCAGGGGGCUGGUUCCGGCACCUUAACAAACCCUGGAGACAUGGAUGCCUUUAAGAGGCAACAGGCUAUGGUGCAGACAGAUCAGGCUAAGAGGCCCCGGAUUGACGUUGGUCGCCAUGGGCUGAUUUUCCAGCAUCCUGGUGUAGCUCCUUUAGGAUCACCUGGCGUUCCACUUCAGCAGCUAAUGCCGACUGCGCAAGGUGGUAUGCCACCCACUCCUCAGGCGGUCCAGAUAGCAGGACAGAAGCAGAACCAGCAGCAGUACGACCCAUCCAAAGGCCCUCCUGUACAGAAUGCUGCCAGUCUGCACACACCCCCUCCUCAGCUGCCCAGCAGGUUGCCUCAGGGAGCUCUCUCUAUGGCGGGCCUACCUAUGGCGCUCUCUCAGCAGGGUCAGUUAGUGGAGAACUCCGCUCAGCCUGGUGGGCAACUCCAGACACCAGUACAGGCAGGAGGGGCUGUUCUGGCUACGGUGAACCCCCACACACAGCUCCAGAAUCAGCUCCACCAGCAGGUGCAGCCGGGGCUUCAUAUCCAGCUACAAUCACAGCAGCAACAGUCCCAGACCAUCCUACAUGCAGGACAAGCGACGGUGACACUUGCCCGUCCCGGUACCGAUCCAAACCAGCCGGUCCAGAGAAUUGUGACCAACUCUGUGACAUUAGCAUCAGUGUCUCCUGCUUCUCUGUCCACGCCUAACUCCAAUUCAGCGUCCCUCACGGCUAAUUCUCUACGUCCUCUGGCCCCCAACACCAACCCAAGCACCCAGUCCAAACUAACUGGAACCAAUGGGUUAUCUGCUGUCAAAACAAGUGGCUUUGGUCAAAAUCCCACUGUGCCAUCCUCACAAGAAGGUUCUCAAGAUAAACAAGUGGAACAGGCCAAACUGGAAAGUCAGGUGCAUCAGCGUAUUUCUGAGCUCAGGAAGGAGGGCCAGUGGUCCGCUAGCAGACUCCCAAAGCUUGUGGAAGUUUCUCGUCCAAAGUCUCAAUGGGACUACCUCCUGGAGGAGAUGCAGUGGAUGGCUGCAGACUUUGCUCAGGAGAGAAGGUGGAAGGAGGCUGUUGCUAAAAAGCUGGUCCGCACAUGUGCACGGUACCAUCAGGAGCAGAAGCAAAGUGAAGAAAGGUCACAGAAAGAACAGGAAACUCAUCUUCGUCACAUUGCCAGCACAAUCGCACGAGAGGUGGAAUUCUUCUGGUCAAACAUUGAGCAGGUUGUGGAAGUCAAACUCCAGUUUGAAAUUUAUGAGAAGAAGCUCAAAGCACUUGGUUUACAAAAAGCCUCAGCGACGGGUAAGACGGGAGACAAAGUCGAUAAAGCGGAAGGAGCUGCAUCUGCUAAGAAAAGAAAAUCAAGCUUGUCCCUGGCUGAUGAAGAUGCUACAGAUGAGGAGAGCACCAUAGAGGAACAGGAAUUUAUGGAAGGAGAGACUGACCACAAAGCAGAACUCAGUGACCUUGCUAAAGAAGCUGAGAUGUCCCUGGAUGCUUUGAUGAAGCAGUACGCUGGCGCCUACGCUGAAGGUUUCGAGUGGCCUCGGCCUCAUAGUGACAUGGAUGACGUGGAGGAGAGUGAAGACAUGGAAUGUCCUUUAGGCAGUCCACCCGAAGCCGUGUUAAUCGACUCUCUGCUUAGCAUGGAUCAUUAUCGGGGGGCCGAUAAAUGCACGUCUGAUUCAAGUGGAAAGCCUGGCAGAAACAUCGCUGAGGUGGCUGCUGCCACAGAACUCAUCUUGCCUAAAGGCAGUCUCAGAACCACCUCCUCGACUCGCAGCCCAGCUCCUUUCCUGUUGCACGGAGUGCUACGAGACUAUCAGCAGAUCGGUGUAGACUGGCUGAUAAACCUCCACAAAAAGCAGCUCAAUGGGAUCUUAGCUGAUGAAACAGGACUUGGCAAGACAGUGCAGACAGUGGCUUACAUGGCACACUUAGCAUGCCAGGAGGGCAUCUGGGGGCCCCAUCUCAUUGUAGUAAGAACAUGCAAGUUGUUGAGUUGGGAGUUGGAGUUCAAGCGCUGGUGUCCUGGCCUCAAGAUCCUUCUAUACCUGGGCAGCAGAAAGGAACGCAGAUUUAAGAGAGCGUUGUGGGACGAAACCAAUAGCUUUCACGUGUGUGUAACAUCCUACAAGCUUCUGAUGAAAGAUCAGAGCCAUUUCAUGAGGAGUAGAUGGAGGCAUCUGGUUCUGGAUGAGGUCCAACUCAUCAGAAACAUUACAGAGAAACACUGGGAAACCAUCUUUGCUCUCAGAAG